Molecule: messenger RNA, 597 nt
Organism: Dothidotthia symphoricarpi CBS 119687
Lineage: Eukaryota; Fungi; Ascomycota; Dothideomycetes; Pleosporales; Dothidotthiaceae
Exons: 1
Coding region: 1-597 (198 amino acids)
Source: RefSeq, a predicted model, not a curated record
AUGGCUGCGGCUUUUGUCGAAGCCCUGAACGGCUUGACCGUUGCACCGGAACCGCUCCAGCAGUUCACCUCUCAGAACACGUUUGCCGAAUUUUACUCGUCAUCGUUCCCCGUUUUUGCACUCGGGUCGGAAGUGUCCGAGUCCGAUCUCCAGCAAGCCGCCAAAGUGGUCAAUGAACAGGCUCAGGCGGAGCUCGGCAUCGAAGACUCGGAGUUGGCAGAGAUGGGCUAUGCUGCAGUUGUUCCCAAGUCUUGGCAGCUCCACGAGAGAUAUGCACCAGACGCCGCACGGUGGUACCAUGAGGAGUUCGACAAAGACGGCUCCCGCACCAUCAACGACCCGCAGUGGUACCCACUUGGAUUCCUUGGAAUCGUUUCCAGCGAUUGGAGGAAGACGGGAGCCGUGUUGGUGUUUUACGACGCUCGGCAUCAACACCCCAAGGACGAGCUGGUCGCUGUGAAGGCAUUCGUGGUGGACCCCGAAAAGAUUGGGCCGGCUGUCAUCAGUCUACGUCAAGGCGAUGACGAUUGUGAGAACGUGAAAAGGAAUAGCGCGACAGGAUGGAGUAAACAGAAAUAUAUGUACGCCCGGACUUGA